CCGAAUAUCCCGCAGACCGUGGAAUUAAUUGAAUCAACAAGCCAGCAUCUCACAGUAAAUUUAUUUAUCGUCGUAUCAUGAGCACUCGGCUUAAUGACGAUAAAUUUAUGUUGAACAACAGCUUGCUAGCUAAUGAGACGAGUCGACGCGUUUCUGUUCUCAUUCUGAAGAAUAUUAUUUGUGUUUGAGGUUAUAAUUGUGUUCUGGUCUCCAGGUGAUUAGAGAUGAGCCACGACGCGGUCCCAGUCGGCGAAGCGACAUUGCUGCAACAGGCUUGCGACAAAUAUCAGUCUUCAUUCGGUCGCGCGGCAGUCGCAGCGUCGAGCGCGCCUGGCCGCGUCAACCUCAUUGGCGAGCAUGUCGACUAUUGUGAAGGAUACGUAUUACCUGUGGCGAUUCCCUUCGUGACAGUAGUGGUGGGCGGCUAUAACGACACUGACGAAUGUCACGUGAUCUCAGUCUUAGCCAAUGGGGACGUGGUCAGCACGGCCUUUCCCGCAACCAGCGUUGCCAAGCUGACGCCCGGUGAGCCCGCCUGGGCGAACUAUGUGAAAGGAACGGUAUCAAAGUUUCCAAAGCCAGUGCAAGGAUUCAAUAUGGCUAUUACGUCAGAUGUGCCCAUGGGAGCUGGGUUGUCGAGCAGCGCGUCUCUCGAGGUGGCAGUCUGUACAUUCCUGGAGGUACUAACUGGACUGACAGUUGAUCCUGUGGAGAAGGCGAGGCUGUGCCAGAGUGCGGAACACGAGUUUCCUGGCGUCCCGUGCGGCGUCAUGGACCAGUAUAUCGUCUCUAUGGCGAAGAAGGACACCGCUCUGCUUAUCGACUGUCGAUCAUUCGGCUCCACCCACGUCCCAAUGAAGACAGGAGACUAUGUAGUUCUGGUGACGAACUCCAAUGUCAAGCACAAGCUGACUGGCAGCGAGUACCCUCAGAGACGUGCACAGUGUGAGGAAGCGGCCUCCCGGCUCGGUCUACCUUCGCUGAGGUCGGCUAAGACAGCUGAUUUGGAAAGAUUGAAACAGAUGAACUGUGAUGAAUUAGUGUUGAGAAGAGCUCAGCACGUGAUAGAAGAGAUAGAGAGGACGCAGCAGGUCGCCAAGAGUUUCCGAGAGAAUGAUCUAGAAAGGGUGGGCAGACUGUUCUACGAGUCACACGAGUCCAUGAGCAAAUUGAUGGAAAUCUCGUGUCCCGAGCUGGACGAGCUGGUGAGAAUUAUUAGGCCGGCGCCAGGAGUGCUCGGUGCCAGGAUGACUGGCGGCGGUUUCGGUGGCUGUGUUGUUACUUUGGUGAAGAAAGACCAAGUGGACAAUUUAAAGAAGCUGAUACUAUCGAAGUAUCGCGGGGAUCCUGUAUUCUUUGUCUGUCAACCUAGUGACGGCGCGAAGGGAAUAAAAUUAUGAUUGAUUUAUAAAA
Plodia interpunctella (Indianmeal moth) is the source of this 1413-nucleotide messenger RNA. RefSeq names its product galactokinase-like. The transcript is spliced from 9 exons. Gene Ontology annotation, molecular function: ATP binding; galactokinase activity. The record is from RefSeq and is a predicted model, not a curated record. Gene Ontology annotation, cellular component: cytosol; cytoplasm. The coding region runs from base 225 to 1400 and encodes 391 amino acids. Gene Ontology annotation, biological process: galactose metabolic process; carbohydrate phosphorylation. Lineage: Eukaryota; Metazoa; Arthropoda; Insecta; Lepidoptera; Pyralidae.